Molecule: messenger RNA, 4223 nt
Organism: Paramuricea clavata
Lineage: Eukaryota; Metazoa; Cnidaria; Anthozoa; Malacalcyonacea; Plexauridae
Source: the annotation of a GenBank genome assembly
AAGCGAUGUCCUGAGUGAUGAAGUAGUGAAAAAACAACCGGCGUUAUUAUUUAUGAAUAUGGAAGUAUGUCGGGAAUUUUGGACACAGCUAGAAGAGGACAUUUUCAGGAAGUAGGAAGGUUGAUUGAAUGUGGUGCUGACGUUAACGAAAAGGAUCUGUAUGACAAGUCAGUUCUUCAAUUUGCUGCAGAAUCCGGAUCAGUGGAAACUGUCAAAUGUUUAGUUGAACGUGGUGCGAAUGUAAAUUCUGAAAACAGGUGGAAUGAAUCUGUUCUGAACUUCGCGGUGGAAUUUGUUUUUUUCGAAAUUGUUAAAUACUUAAUUGCACGAGGUGCGAAUGUCAAUUCUAAAAACGAUAGAAAUGAAAGUCCUCUUCACCUCGCUGUUCAAUCUGGUUCUCUUGAAAUUGUCAAACAUUUAGUUCAACAAGGCGCGGACGUAAAUUGUAAAAAUGUGUGGAAUGAAACAGCUCUUGACUAUGCUGUAAUAAGUGGUUCAUUAGAAAUUGUCGAGUAUUUAAUUCAACAUGGUGCUGAGGUGACAAAUGAAGAUAAUUGUGGCGAGAAUACUGUUGUAUUUGCAGCUGAAUCUGGUUCUUUAGAAAUUCUCAAGUAUUCAGUUGAGCAUGGUGCGAAUGUGAAUUCUCGAAACGAUAGGAAUGAAAGUGCUCUUCACCUUGCUGUUCAAGCUGGUUCCCUGGAAAUUGUCAAAUAUUUAGUUGAACAUCAUGCUGAGGUAAAUUGUAUAAAUGUGCUGAAUGACACUGCUCUUGACUAUGCUGCGAUAACUCAUUCAUUAGAAAUUGUGGAGUAUUUAGUUCAACAUGAUGCCGAGGUAACAAAUGAAGAUAAUCUUGGCGAGAAUGCAGUUUUAUUUGCAGUUGAAUCUGGUUCUUUAGAAAUUCUCAAGUAUUUAGUCGAGCAUGGUGCGAAUGUGAAUUCUCGAAACGAUAGAAAUGAAACUGCUCUUCACCUUGCUGUUAAAGCUUGUUCCCUGGAAAUUGUCAAAUACUUAGUUGAACACAAUGCGGAUGUAAAUUGUAAAAAUGUGCUGAAUGAGACUGCUCUUCACUAUGCUGCGAUCAUUGGUUCGUUAGAAAUUGUUAAGUAUUUAGUAGAGCACGGUGCUGAGGUAAGAAGUGAAGAUCAUUGUGGCGACCACACUGUUCUAUUUCUGGCUUGUAAAAAGGGGAAUGGCUUAAUUGUUAUCUAUCUUCUUGAACAUGGAGCUGUGGUCAACAUAGAUACGUGUGAUGUUAGAAUGCGUUCUCCUUUAAGAAUAGCAUGCGAGAAAGGCCACAUAGGAGUAGUUAAAAUAUUACUGAAGUUCAAAGUCGACUUACGAAAAGAGAAAAAAUUGUUUUUUGACAAUGAUGAAAUCAUGGAUAUUCUUAAGCUGGAGUUGGAGUCAAUUAAACGUCGGGAGAGUAUACAGAUUUUUAGCGCAACAGAUGAUGCAAAGGUAAUAGAAUGAUUGCCAUAUUGAAAUUGUGUUAUUUGAAUAGUAAUAUGCACGGGCUGGUUGUGCAAAGGAUCGAUAGCGCUGUCCACCCGAUAGUGAUUUUUUCAACUUUCUAAAAUUGUUAUUUUAAUGGUACAACACAGAUUAAACUUUAGUAUUCAUUAAUUAAAGUUUGUCUUUAUUUAUUGUUAGUUCGCUCUCGAAACGUUGAUUAAGAAAUAGAAAACGCGUCGCGUGCGUUUAUGGUGUGUUAUUCACGGCAGCGAUGCUGGGAGAAUACGGAAGAAGCUGUGUUCCUUUGGUCUAUUGUUUUUGGUUUAUGAUUUUGUAUUUAAAAACUCUACAGUUUUCGGUUUAUAUUUUUGGCUAAAAAGCAGAGAUGAAGCGGGAAAAAAACACAGAAAGAGCGGUGGCGCAAGGUAGUGUCACAGAACACAGUGCAUUAUUGCGUUAUAAUGCUCGUGCUUUAGCCAGUUAAAUUGCAUGUUAUAUCCACUUAUAUUAUUAUAAUGGCUUUUCUUGCAUUUCUACUACGGUUGAAAAAAUCACUAUCUAAGGUUAGAGCCUUGUGGGACCCCACAUCUGAUUUCUCUUGCUGACGACAUUACCAUUACCAUUAUAGCUUACCAUUAGCCGAGCAAACUUGCUUUCUAUUCUUGAGGUACAGUACGACUUGAACCAGUGUAAGCUAACCUCCCUUAUAGCGUACAGUUAAAGUUUUGAUAGCAAGAUUACAUGAUCAACACUGUCAAAAGCUUUUUUAAGGUCAAGAAAUAAAACACCGCUUAUUAAACCUUUAUCCAUGUUAAAAAACCAUUCAUUUGUAGAGCUACUGUAAGUAAUGUUGUUUCCGUAGAAUGUUGGGAACAGAAACCAGACUGUUACUCCACAAGAAUGUUAUUUUCUGCCAUAAAUGACCUUAACUGCUGAUAAACUAAUUUCUUAAAAAUUUUUUGCAACAACAGGAAUAACAGAAAUUGGUCCGUAAUUUCCGCAAUAACUUUUCUUUCCUUCCUUAAAGAUUUUAGAAACUUUAGCUAACUUCCUGUCGUUGUGGGAACAUAGCCCUUUGCAAAGAUAAAUGUAAAAUGUUAAGCAAUGGCACAUGCAGCAACAAUAAGAGCAGCAUCUUUUACUAAGUCUUGUACUAAGUCCGUCUAGGCCUGGUGAUUUUUUUGGUUUUAACAGGUUUAAUGCACCUCUUGUAUUGCAAUAUUUCUAAAAUCAAAUUAUUUAUAAUAUGCAGGAGUCACAAAGCUAAAGGAAUCAAUGCCAUUUUCAAUAUCAACUUCAAUAUUAUCAAUUUCAGGUUUGGAAAGUAUAGUGACUUGGUUAGCAGGGCGAGCGGUUCUAAAUGCAAGUAUUUCUAGUGCUUCCAUGAAAGAUUGUAUUUUGCUGUUUUUAUCUUGUUUCUUCAGACAAUAAGUCUUGAAACUUGUUCACAUGCAACUGCCAACCGUAAGAAAACUGCAACACCUUGACCUAUUAACUCAAGUUGCACAAUAACAACCUGUAACCUGGAAGACUUACCAGUCCAUUUGAAAGUCCAAUAUUUCUUACGUCCAAAAUUAUUUCUUCUGCCAAAAAUUAUUUUGAUAAAUAUUUUCACAUAAUCAAUCUGCUCAAGUAUAUGGCCUAGUCACAGUGUUGUUAACCACUGUUACAAAUUAAGGUAUUUUCAACUGAACAAAAAGGUUUAAAUACUUGUACCUGAGAAGUAUCAUGAUAUUGUGCAAUCAUCUAAAGCGUUAACCACAAGUUCUUGUAUGUAUUAUAGUAAGGUUGAGGUGAUGUCAGCAUUAAGUAAAUAUUAAGAAUAGAUCCCUUAGCAGGAAUAUAUAUCCGGAAUAGUAGACUAUUCUUUGCCAUGGUUUUAUUUCUUUUGAUAAAAGACAAGGCUGGCCCCAGUCUGCUACAGUGGGGGUGGGGGUGGCUUGUAAUAUGGCGAUCGUUGUGUUAAUUUAAUACAAGGUUGAUCACAUGACUAUGGCUAUGACUGCAUUCAUGUUUGGAGGUACCCCUAUGGGGGUAGUUGAGGGUACCCCAAUUGAGUUUUUAAGGGGGGGGGGGCAUACGCCCAUUGUGGUGUUUCAGGGUACUCUAAUGGUGUAUUUGGGUUUGGUGUACGGGAAUGAAGAGUAGAAAAAGAGGAGGAAUAGUAGGUUAAAGUAUUUUAUUUUAGACAAUUUCCCAUAACCUUUGAAUAAACGAAUUUAAAUUCUUGCAAAUCUACUGUUUUAUUGAAAAAAAACAACCAAAACUUGUUUUUGCUCAUUUUCAUAAUUUUUAAAAUAUUUUUUUGCAACUGGCCGCAAUUUACUGACCAGCGACAACAAUAUCCCCGCCUGUUCUUCACUAAUGCUUUCUUCUUCCAGGGUGUAAAUAGCCCAGCUGAAUUAGUACGCUCGCCCGGGAAUGGCGCUUCUCGCCGUUGGCUUGGUGAUAAUCAUAACCAUAUUUUAUUAAGUACUUAGAAUUUUGAAAUUUUUUCUUUAUAUGCGCAAGUUAAACACUGUUGAAAAAGAACUUCAGAUAAUUUCGUCAGAUAAUUUUUGUUUGUAUUUUUUCUGUAUACAAGUUCUUUGCACAUUUAAUAUUAACCUUCUGUAUAUUUUAGGGACCAAACUUUGUGGCUUUGUAUAAUUUUGAAGGACAAGACAGUGACGAUCUCAGUUUUGAAGAGGUGUGUGCUAUGCGUUCAUUACACUGUCUGUAUAUGAUUGUAUAAUAUUAUUAAGUACUAUUUAAAAAACGAGCAGGAG